Messenger RNA from Xenopus laevis (African clawed frog), 2616 nucleotides. RefSeq names its product CDK5 regulatory subunit associated protein 1-like 1 S homeolog (gene cdkal1.S). Gene Ontology annotation, cellular component: endoplasmic reticulum; endoplasmic reticulum membrane. Gene Ontology annotation, molecular function: tRNA (N(6)-L-threonylcarbamoyladenosine(37)-C(2))-methylthiotransferase activity; transferase activity; iron-sulfur cluster binding. Gene Ontology annotation, biological process: tRNA methylthiolation; tRNA modification. The record is from RefSeq and is marked provisional. NCBI's taxonomy places the organism in Eukaryota, Metazoa, Chordata, Amphibia, Anura, Pipidae.
UGGGAAAGUUUUAGGCUGUUGCGAGCAGUUCGUGCUGGGGAGACGAUUUGGCAUUAGGAAGCGUGAAAGAAAAAGAGACAUUUAAUAGCCAUAGUACCCUUGAAUGAAACUCGCACCUCUUGAGGAAAUGCCUGCUGUCUGUGAGUCUUUGCUGGAUGACAUUGAAGAUAUGGUCUCCGCUACAGACCCAAAGCCUCAUGAUCGCCAGUCUGCUAGAAAAAACAUAGUACCCAGAGCACGGAAAAGAAAUAAAAACAACAUUCAAGAGGAAGAACCCCCUGCUGAUAGCACAAUACCAGGCACUCAGAAGAUCUGGAUCCGUACAUGGGGCUGCUCACAUAAUAACUCCGAUGGUGAAUAUAUGGCGGGGCAGCUGGCUGCAUAUGGCUACAGUAUAACCGAACAGCCUGAGAAAGCAGAUUUGUGGCUGCUAAACAGUUGCACUGUGAAGAGUCCAGCUGAGGACCACUUCAGGAACUCCAUUAAGAAAGCCCAAGAAGCAAAUAAAAAAGUUGUAGUGUCUGGAUGUGUUCCCCAAGCACAACCACGUCAAGACUACAUGAAGGGGCUGAGUAUCAUAGGGGUGCAGCAAAUAGACAGAGUGGUUGAAGUUGUAGAAGAAACAAUUAAAGGUCAUUCUGUGAGAUUGCUGGGUCAGAAAAAGGAUAAUGGAAAACGGUUGGGGGGAGCUCGAUUGGAUUUGCCAAAGAUCAGGAAGAACCCACUGAUAGAAAUCAUUUCCAUCAAUACAGGGUGUUUGAAUGCUUGUACAUACUGUAAAACCAAACAUGCAAGAGGAGAACUUGCCAGUUACCCAGUUGAAGAAUUGGUUGACAGAGCCGCGCAGUCUUUCCAAGAGGGUGUCUGCGAGAUCUGGCUGACCAGCGAAGACACUGGAGCUUAUGGCAGAGACAUUGGGACAGAUCUCCCAACGCUCUUAUGGAAGCUGGUUGAAGUUAUCCCUGAGGGCGCCAUGCUGAGGCUAGGCAUGACCAACCCCCCUUAUAUAUUAGAGCACCUGGAGGAAAUGGCAAAGAUCCUAAAUCAUCCGCGAGUGUAUGCAUUCUUACAUAUUCCUGUACAAUCUGCUUCAGACAGUGUGCUCAUGGACAUGAAGAGAGAAUACUGCAUCGCAGACUUCAAACGAGUGGUGGAUUUUCUUAAAGAAAGAGUGCCCGGAAUUACAAUUGCUACGGACAUCAUUUGUGGCUUUCCAGGAGAAACAGAUGAAGAUUUUAAGGAGACGUUAAAAUUGGUUGAGGAGUACAAAUUCCCCAGUCUCUUCAUUAAUCAGUUUUACCCACGCCCUGGGACCCCAGCUGCUAAAAUGGAGCAAGUUCUAGCUCAUGUGAAAAAGCGGAGGACCAAGGAGCUGUCCCAACUCUUUCAUUCAUACGAUCCCUACGAUCACAAGAUUGGGCAGAAGCAACAAGUUUUGGUGACAGAAGAGUCCUUUGAUUCCCAGUAUUAUGUUGCUCACAAUCGUUUCUACGAACAGGUUCUUGUACCUAAGGAUCCUGAUUUCAUGGGGAAAAUGGUUGAAGUGAAGAUUUUUGAAGCAGGGAAACAUUUUAUGAAGGGACAGCCAGUUCAAGAUUCUUACAUCUAUACUCCAUCCAUCACUAAGCCUCUCGCAAAAGGAGAAGUUUCUGGAUUAACCGAGGAGUUGAAGCCACCAAACAACAUUCCCAAAUCCGAGACCCUUCUGGAGAAACACUGGGAGCGACUGCAAGUCUUCCUUUUCCUCACUGCUCUGCUGGCUGCUGUCAUUGCUUUUGUUGGAACUAAAUUAGUUUAAAAAGCAAAUUGUUUGGGGAGCAGUUUACAAUUGGAAUUUCUUACCAUCAUUUAAUUGGCUUUUAAGUCUCUCUAUUUUUAUAUCAGAACAUAUAUCCCAAACUUCAAAAGAUUUUUUUUUUCUAAAGCAAAUAUUCUUCAGUUCCUGUCUAGGAGUAUGUAAUGCAGUUAUUUGUGAACACCUACGCGGCGGUUGUGUUGCUAGACUCUCCACUUUCCCAGCCUCCUUUUUAGGAAUUUCAUACUGAGAUCUUCAGCCUUAGUUCUGUGAUACUUGUAAAUACAAGCGUCGGUGCCAGAUGCAGUGACCUGGCUUCAUCCUGAUGAAAGAAACACAGGGGGAAAGGUCAAGUCUAUUAAUAGUAUGCUUCCAAUGAAAAUGCAAAAAGUAUUUUGCUUCUUUUUUUAAUUUAUAUCAAUGUGAUUGUGCAGAUGAGCAGUCCUACUGUCAAAUUCUUUCCAGCCAAGUGAGAAAUGAAGGCAAAUAUUUCUAUUCAAAAGCAGAAAAGUCAAAUACUGAUUUAAUUUAUUCUCAUCGAAAUGUGUCGCUCCUCACUGUGUCUGACUGCUUCACAUACAGGUCAAUUUGAUUGGAUAAUUGUGCGCCGUUUCGUUUUAGGUAGGGAGCAGUGAUGUGCACUCUUAUUUCCUGCAGAUAAUUAAAGUCUGCCGACCGCAACCAGUAAUUGUGCAUGUGUGUGUGUUUGAAAAUGCAUUAAGUUAUUCCGAAACAUUUUUCUCAUUUUUUGCUUUACCGGGAUUAUUUGUUUUUAUUGAGAUGAGAGCAAGAUGCUUUAUUAAACAUUAUCUACACUGAGA